Messenger RNA from Chilo suppressalis (striped riceborer), 3528 nucleotides. NCBI's taxonomy places the organism in Eukaryota, Metazoa, Arthropoda, Insecta, Lepidoptera, Crambidae. The record is from the annotation of a GenBank genome assembly.
GACGUCAUCAACACCUAUAGGUUUAUUUAGAUCCGCGGGCGCCAAGGGCGUGGUUUUCAUAGGAUAAGUGUCGAAAAUCAUAUUAAUGAGCGUUCGAUGCGGCGCACGUAGCGCGGGGCCCAGCCCGCCGCCCGCCCGGCCAAUCAGGGCCCGUCUCGCCUAUGAUGUCAUCGGAGGAGGAGGCCGACUCGGCGCCCUACUCGGAUAAGCUCCUAAAGAAACAGAAGCGCGCGAGACAGCGCGUGGACGCCGGUGAGCCGCGCAAUUCUUAUUCCACUCUCGCGACGAACGGACUCGCGCCCGCGCGCGCCGCACACAUGAGCGGCGGACUGUACGGCGCCAUCUUCGAGGGCCGGCAACACUUCGGCAUCUUCAGACCGGGAUACGCGCCGGCCGACAUGCUCAACGAACUGUUGGGGCGAGCGCCCGCCGACGCAAGUGACGAGCCUUCCGGCGGGGACAUAGCGCACCGCGUUCUGCGCGACAUCUUACAGAAUCGUAACAAGGAAUUUCUGCGUCUCUCGCCGGACAACAACAAUGUGCUCGCAAACAACAACAACGACGAGCCCAAGGAGAAGCGUUCGCCGGAGCGGCCGGUGUCGCGCGAGUCGCGGCCCGACCUCGACGACGCCUUGCUUGGGCUAGACAGCGCCGGUGACUCCCGGACAUCGCCACCUCCAGCUCAAUCUGCAGCCGAACCUUUGCUCGCUCCCAAAUCCGAACCGGAGGACCGUGAUAGUGACGCGCAGCGCUCCUCGCCGCGACCGCUUGAUGUGAAACGUGCUCGUGUUGAGAACAUUGUGUCGACUAUGCGUGCAAGUCCCGCGCCUCAGCAGCCCCAAGUGAACGGUUGCAAGAAACGGAAAUUGUACCACCCUCAACAACACGACGGAGCGGCGGAGAGAUACGGCACCAGUCACGGGAGCAGUGCUCAGACAGUGUCGGACGAUUCCGAGGACGACAACGAACGACAGCCGCCUAUCCAACAAAAGUUAGUAGAAAAGAAUGCUUUAAAAUCACAACUUAGGACUAUGCAAGAGCAACUGGCCGAAAUGCAAGAAAAGUAUAUGCAAUUAUGUAAUAGAAUGGGACAGGAGUCCGAGACGAUCGAGAACGACGGUGCUUCUAGUGACGUAGAACAGAACGAUGAGACAGUGCCCAAGUCGGAGCCAGCGUCGCCUGCCAAGGAAGUGCCCCCGCCGAUACCAAGCAGUGCACCGCCAAACAUGCUCUCGCAAGUGAUGAGCAAGAUGAUGUCAGCCAAGAUGCACGCGCACGCGGCGGCGCACCCGCACCUUCCGCCCGGCUUCAAUGGCACGCUGCCCAUGUUGCCGCACCUGCCGCCCACCGACCAUAUCCAUCCACCGCAUCCGCACCAGCACCUCAACAACGCCGCCGCCAUGUACCUCAAUGUAAGCCAGAAACUAUUCCUAGAACAAGAAGCCCGCAUGAAAGAAGCGGUCGAACAGCAUCAGCAACAAAAUAAUCAACAACAGAGGCCACAAUCCAAUCAGCAUUCGCCCCAACAAAGACAAAUGGGCCCGACACCGAAGCCCCCAAUGUCUUCAGAGUUGGCGGAACGGCUGGACGCAUUGAGAAGCAACAGCGGCUCUGUGGGUCCCGUAACGGGCGCAGACUUGGAGGGAUUAGCCGAAGUUCUAAAAAGUGAGAUCACCGCGUCGCUGGCCACCCUCAUCGACUCAAUCGUGACGCGGUUCGUGCAUCAGCGCCGCAUUAUCGGGAAGCAAUCGGAAGCGGCGGCGGCGGCCGCUGAGCAGCUCAACAAGGACCUGAUGCGGGCGACGCGGAUGUUGGAGAGAAAGUCGCCUACGCCGAAGAUGCCGGAGCGGCCGUCCGGGCAGAUGUCAGGUAACAACCCCGUCCAUCAUCCGGGUGCGCCGAACGGCGUACCGUUUAUUACGCAUAACCCGAUGCUGAUGAGUCAGAUGAACGGCCCCCGUGCGCCAGGCGGCGCGGCGUUCCCGCUGCACGCCGAGGCGGGCGGGCCCGGCCACGGUGCUCAAGUGCGGCCGCCCACAGGCAUGUUCCAGACGCCGCCCAAGACGCUCGGCUCGCUGUACAGCGCGAUGAACGGCCACUUCGAGCGUGAGAACCCCGAGCAGAACGAGGCGCUCAGCCUGGUGGUCACGCCGAAGAAGAAGAGGCAUAAGGUGACCGACACGCGGAUCACGCCGCGAACCGUGAGCCGGAUCCUGGGGGAGGGCGUUGGCACACCAGAGACGAAGUUCCCGGAGUCGCCGUCACCGCGGCCAUACCCCGGCGGGAUGGCGCUCCCGACGUCAGUGGCUAUUCCUAACCCGUCACUGCACGAGAGUCAAGUGUUCUCGCCGUACUCGCCGUUCUUUGGGGCGGGCGGCGGCCUGGCGCGGUCUCCGCCGGCGCCGGAGCGGGACUCGCCGCCGCUGCCGCACGCGCCGGUGCUGCUGCACCCGGCGCUGAUGGCAGCAGCGCACCACGCAUCACCCGACUACAUGCGCCACCACCACGCGCACGCGCCGCUCCACGCGGCCCAGCAUCACCCGCAACACAUGGACGUGCAGGACCCACACUCCGACUGCAACUCCACAGACCUGCCUUACGACGGAGUCCAGCCUACUUCCUCAACAUUGACGCCAAUGCACCUGCGCAAGGCGAAGCUGAUGUUCUUCUGGGUUCGGUACCCGAGCUCUGCGGUGCUGAAGAUGUACUUCCCAGACAUCAAGUUUAACAAGAACAACACGGCGCAGCUGGUGAAGUGGUUCUCCAAUUUCAGAGAGUUCUACUACAUCCAGAUGGAGAAGUACGCGCGGCAGGCCAUCAGCGAGGGUCUGAAGACGGCCGAGGACCUCCACGUGGCAGGGGACUCCGAGUUGUACAGGGUGCUCAACCUGCACUACAACAGGAACAAUCACAUAGAGGUGCCGCCAAACUUCAGAUAUGUAGUAGAGCAAACAUUAAGGGAGUUCUUCCGCGCCAUCCAGGGCGGCAAGGACGCGGAGCAGAGCUGGAAGAAGUCCAUAUACAAGGUCAUCUCGCGGCUCGACGACCCCGUACCAGAGUACUUCAAGUCGCCCAACUUCCUCGAACAACUCGAGUGAGCGCGCCUCCACGCACAAUGUUCGGAAUACAAAAAACUUUGGACAUAAUAAAAAAUAAAUAAAAAACACUUUUUGGACGUUACGAAUAUCGUUUCGCACACCAAAAUUUUACGACACUCGCAUUUAGGCCUUCAGAUUCAAAAUUAUUGAUAAAAGAAAAAAAAGUUAAAAAAUAAAAAUUACUUAUUGAAAUUUGUACGUUGGAAGUUGAGUGGCGCCAUGCCACUAGCGCUCUACUAGGCAAUUCGUUAGGUUACGAGUAAGAGAAAAUUUAAGUCACCUAGAAUUUUAUUUCUGCACAUAAUAUAUUUCGCUAUAUAUAAUUAUUAUUAUAUUAUUAUUAAGUAUUAUCUUAAAAUGGUUUUUAUAGUUGUGUAUAUCUCAAAAUCAUUUAUUGAUUUAUUAUUUAAGAAGAAAAACGAUUAAUAUA